AUGGAGGCGCCGACGGGCCUGCACAGGCUGCGGGGCCCGUCCCCUAUCGUGUGGGCCAUGCGCACCCGCGUCGCGCCGCCGCCGCGGCUCGCCGAGCCGAUCCCCCGCCCGGUCUACCCUCCCCCUCCCCCGCCGCGGGCGCCGCUGCCGCCUCCGGCGGAGAAGAGGCGCCGCGGGCGGCCCCGCAAGGUCGCCUGCCUGCCGCCACCGCCGGGGUUUGGGCCGCCGCCGGGGUUCGCGCCCUCGCCGGCCGCGCGGCCGAAUCCGGCCGCCCACUGGCAAGGGGACUUGGGCGGGCUCCAGCCGCACGUGCUCACCAUUGCCGCCGGAGAGGAUAUCAUAUCAAGGGUCAUGGCAGUCUCACAGCUGAAUUCGAAGGCCAUCUGCAUUCUUUCAGCUCUUGGGUCUGUUAGGGAAGCAGUUCUACUCCAGCCAUCUGGUGUCAUUCUAAAUCACAAGGGUCCUUUAGAAAUCAUCCGGCUUUCUGGAUCCAUUUUGACAUCUAAUGACCAUCGGUCUCUGCGUAUUACCCUUGCUUCCGUCAAUAGCUUUGUUAUCAGUGGCUCUAUAGCUGGGCCUCUCAUAGCUGAAACUCCUGUCCAGGCAAUUCUUGGAAGCUUUCACAACAGUGCAUUCUUGCCAAACAACGCACCUAGAGCAGCCAUUGCGUGUCAUCCUAACACGCAAGGUACCAUCGGAAAUGGCAGUACUCUACCCAGUGAGCGUUCCAAUCCAGUAUAUGCACCUCGUACUUCCAUGGAAUGGAAUGAAUCAAGUGAGGUUGAUGUCAAGCCCUUUGUUGGACUAGUUAAUAUAAAUCCAGAAUAUGCAUCUCAUACUUCCGUGGUACAGCGUGAAUCAUAUCAGGCACUUCUUGGAAGCUUUCACAACAAUCUGUUCUCUCCAAACAACGCACCUUGGGCAGCCAUCGGGUGUUAUCCUAACACGCAAGGUGCCACCGGAAAUGGCAGCACUCUACCCGGUGAUCGUUCCAAUCCACAAUAUGCUUCUCGCACUCCCGUGGAGCAGAACGAAUCAGAUGAGGUUGAUGUCAAGCCCUUUGUUGGGUUGCUGAAUCCAAAUCCAGAAUACGCAUCUCGUACCCCCGUGGAACGGAACGAAUCAAGCGAGAUUGAUGUCAAGCCCUUUGUCGGACUGGCUAUUCCAAAUCCAGAAUACGCACCGCGUGCUCCUGUGGAGCGGAACGAGUCAAGCUAGAUUGAUGUCCAAGCCCUUUGUCGGACCGGUUAUUCCGAAUCCAGAAUAUGCACCUCGUGCUCCCGUGGAGCGGAACGAAGCAGACGAGGUUGAUGUCAAGCCCUUUGUUGGAGCAGUUAAUCUGAAUCCAGAAUAUGCACCUUUUACUUCGGCGGAACAGAAUGGAUGAAGCGAGAUCGAUGUCAAGCCGUCUCUUGGAGUGGCUUAACAACUUCGCGGCACUGUAUUUGAUUGAACUCAAUCCUGUGAUACAUUUACCUCUCUCAAAGUGGUACAGAAGCACAUGCAUUAGAUAGUUGCGCUUCUGUGACCACCGUGUGUAACUGAGUUUAGUCUUAGUUUCUUCUUCUUCUGUUGAUAGAGUGAACAUUGUACUCUUGGUUUUUUCUCCUGUUGAUAACUAUGUUGGCCAGCUGCA
Triticum dicoccoides is the source of this 1636-nucleotide messenger RNA. RefSeq lists its product as uncharacterized. The record is from RefSeq and is a predicted model, not a curated record. Lineage: Eukaryota; Viridiplantae; Streptophyta; Magnoliopsida; Poales; Poaceae. Gene Ontology annotation, molecular function: minor groove of adenine-thymine-rich DNA binding. The transcript has 6 exons. The coding region runs from base 1 to 1218 and encodes 405 amino acids.